This is a messenger RNA of Botrytis fragariae, 324 nucleotides long. RefSeq lists its product as uncharacterized. Bases 1 to 324 code for a protein of 107 amino acids. The transcript has 3 exons. NCBI's taxonomy places the organism in Eukaryota, Fungi, Ascomycota, Leotiomycetes, Helotiales, Sclerotiniaceae. The record is from RefSeq and is a predicted model, not a curated record.
AUGUCCUUCAUCGAUGUUAAGAUUCACAAUUGGAGUGGGUUCAACAGUCAGAUUGACGCUGCAGAGCAGGAUCACAAUAUCAUGAAUGGAGUUAGAGCCAACAAAUCAACAGUCUCCAGCCCCAAUCUAAUUUACGAGUCCACCAUUGAACAUGCGAAAAUCAAUUGUGUAAGCAGCGAAUCCUGUGCUCCGUACGGAAGUUACGGAAAAUUUGCCAACGAUGUACCGGGAGUGAAAUGGGAGUGGGCUGAGCUCCAAGCUCUGACGACCGUAUUGAAUACGUGCUCUGUAAACUCCAACCAGCUAUACUAUAUGGCACGUUGA